AUGGAUCCAAGCCUUUCGGACCUUGUGCUCGAUACUCGGAUAAACGUGGAGUUUGGGGACAACGUCACCUACCGGCACACGGUGCAAUCGAAGGUUUCCACGGCUGAGACAUGUGCGGCGCAGGCAGCGGAAGGACGAAUGGCGAAUGGAAAAGAUACUUGGCAGGGGCUUCUUUGGCAUCGUUCUCUCCAUAAUUGCCUGACAAGUGAAGGACCGGCCGAAUUGCAGGCCGUGAAGAUGAUUGACAAAGCCGUCGUCUCCGAGGGAAUUGACUACUACGAGGAGCUAGAAGCAAUUGCAAAAUUUUCGCAGAAAAAGUACGAUGGUCUAUUCGUCGAAUUCAUUGGCUGGUAUGAGAAUGAUACCUCUGUCUUCAUUGUGAUGGAGUACGUGGAGCAUGGCGAUCUGAACUCGCAUCUCAAAAAGCCGUUGCCUGAGAACGAAGCACGAGAAAUCGCGUUACAAAUAGCGGAAGGCCUCGAACUCCUCCAUGAGAGCGGCUUUGCUCAUCGGGAUCUCAAGCCUGCGAACAUCUUUGUCUUUCGAAAAAGUCCCGACUGGUGGGUGAAAAUCGGCGACUUUGGGAUUAGUAAACGCUUCAACAACGGUGACGGCCUUCAAACGUGGGCAGGAACUCCGGCGUUUCUUGUACCGGAGAUACGAUUCCUUGAUGCUUCUUACAUGGGAGAUGACGGCCUUGAGUCCUCCUACACAGAGAAAGUCGACAUAUGGGCAUUGGGCGUCAUCACAUACUACAUGAUUUUUCACUUGUUUCCAUUCGCCACUAAAAGUUCGACGAGCCUGAAACAGUAUAUCCAGGGCGGUCCUCUUCCUUUGCCAUUCUUAACGGUCAGCGAGAAGUGUUGUGACUUUAGCAAGGCGGCAAAGGCCCCGACGGCCUCGAAGAGACUCUCUGCCAAGGAAGCUACGCAAAACGACUGGCUCCGGCGCACUGAUAUUCCACUCGCUGACAUGGCAAGCAUGAGUAUUACAAAGCGAAGUCGUCGAGGGAUUGCUUCGAAGCAAGACCAUCGAGAACUGCCAAAGCCUGCGCCAAAAGUGGCCAGCAAUCAAUUGUCCAGAGAGAUGGAUGAUGAGGCCAAUGUUUCAGCAGAAAGCUCGGACUGGUUCACUGCGGAUGAUGGCUCUGAAGCUGAAGAACAGUCCGAUUCACUAUUUAGACAGGAUUCGUUUUCCGAAUCUUCACUUGUCUCUCUUGGACCGCAAAAACUCCUAGAGUGGACAACGACGAAGUUUCUCGUGUCUCCACAUAAUCAAGGACUGCAAUUUUUCCGCGCAGACAAAUUAGAUGAAGCCGAGCUACUGGCUCUACAUAAUGAAGGAGUGCAGUUCUUCCGCGAAGACAAGUGGAAGGAAGCCGAGGCAAUGCUUCAAACAGCGGUCGAGAAACGCAACGAACUGCUUGGUUUGGUACACCGGGACACUCGCAAUUCAUAUCAUUGCUUGGGCGUUCUUUACUAUCAUAUGGCCAAGUUUUCCCAAGCCAAAUACCUAUUUCAUCAGGUACUGAAGGCUCAACUGAAGGUUUAUGGUCCGAAAAACGCAUCUACGCUCAAGUCUCGUUAUUGGAUUGGGGUCCUAGAGAUGCGCGAAGGUAACUACGGAAAGGGACAGGCUGUUUUGCGGCUUGUGGCACGCACGCAGAAAAAAGUCCUCGGGUCGAACCACCCAGACACCCUUCUCUCGAUCUCUGCAUCUCAAUGGCAGCCUCCACCACCACCUAUAUCCCCAGAGAUUUUGGAGAUGAAUCAAGCCACGAUCACCAUGAAAAAGACCAUCCGGGAACUCUUGAGAGGGUCAUUGAAACGCUCGCCAUGUAGUGCACCUCGAAGAAGGAUAAAAAUUUACGUGACACUGCCAACAAGCUCUCCAAAAAUCAUACCAAACGAUAAGCCCAAGCUCUCAGUCUCAUCCAUUGUUGAGGCCCAUUAUCGCACCAUUGCUGAGUUGGGCCAAAUUUUGCAUGGACAGGCAGACUAUUUGGGUGCCAGAGAACAUCUCAAAAAGGCAGUGAGCGGAUUGAAAGAGGCUCUUGGAUCAUCCCAUGUCGACUCACUCGAUGCACUUUAUUGGCUUGGUCGCAACGAAUACUCACAAGGACAAUGCAAGAGCGCCGAAGCAAUGUUCAGAGAAGUGGCAGAUGGACGAAGAGCAAGUCUUGGUCUGAGCAACAAGAGCACGCUUCAGUCUCUCAAUGCUCUUGGACAGGCACUUACCCAGCAAAAGAAAUGGGUAGAUGCCGAAAGUGUGCUUCGGGACACUGUCAGUGGGUGGGACCAGGUGAAUUCUGUGCAUUAUGAGGAUUCAGGACAAUCAGUCACGUUACUUGGUUCAGCCUUAUACAAGCAAGGGAAACUUGAAGAGACGGUGGACUUUCUCUGGGCUGCCAUUCAACGAAUUCCCGCCGUGGAAACCAAAAAUCACACAAUGUAUUGGGCGGCCCUCUGGCUUGGGACUGCCCUGCAUGACCAGCAGAUGUAUUCCCAGUCUGAAAUGGCUUUUCGCUGGGCUGUGACUGCGUCAAGUAAUGAUAAAGACUUGUCGAGGAGUUCUUUCUGGAUGGCCAGAGUCAUGAGUAUGCAGAAGAAACAUAAACAAGCCGAGCAGCUUCCGCUCUGUCUUGGAGGAUCAAAUCAUCAGAAUUGGUAA
Molecule: messenger RNA, 2670 nt
Organism: Penicillium maclennaniae
Lineage: Eukaryota; Fungi; Ascomycota; Eurotiomycetes; Eurotiales; Aspergillaceae
Exons: 3
Coding region: 1-2670 (889 amino acids)
Biological process (GO): autophagy; autophagosome organization; protein autophosphorylation
Cellular component (GO): cytoplasm; autophagosome
Molecular function (GO): protein serine/threonine kinase activity; ATP binding; protein binding
Source: RefSeq, a predicted model, not a curated record